AUGCUCCGCGAGCAGCCAAAGGAAGUCGAACUAUUGAUCUUAGGUGCGGGAUGGACAUCCACUUUCCUUAUACCACUUCUGGAGAAAGAGAAUGUUUCGUGGGCGGCUACUACGACUACCGGAAGAGACAACACUAUCCCUUUCAAAUUCAAUCCUGACUCGGGCUCUGCAGAGCCUUACAAAGCUCUCCCAAAAGCCAAAACAGUUUUGAUCACUUUCCCAUUGACCGGCAAGGGACCAUCAAAAUCCAUUACCGGUCUCUACCGCUCUGUCCAUGGACCCAAGAAUCACUGGAUCCAGCUCGGCCAUACCGGAAUCUUCAAUCAGCUGCCCGAUUCCUACUCUGAUGAUGACUCACCUUACGAUAAAAGCAACGAGCGCGCUAUCGCUGAAGACGAGUUGAGGGAACUAGGUGGAACAUCCCUCAACCUCUCCGGUCUAUACGGCGGCACCCGCGUUCCACGCUCCUGGCUUCCCCGCCUUGGCAAGAGCAAAGACGAUGUCCAGAAACGCGGCGCCGUGCACUUCAUCCACGGUGAAGACGUCGCGAGAGCCAUCGUCGCAAGCCACAGACAACCGACGCCAGGGAAAAGAUGGAUUCUGGCUGACCUAAGGGUAUAUGAUUGGUAUGAUCUGAUCAUGAGCUUCAGUGCUAUGGCUGAUGACGGGGAGGAGAGCGUGCAGCAAGAGGAGACGAGACAGCAAUUUGCGAAGUGGGUGGGAGAGUUGAUGCUAGAGGAGGGGGUUUUUGAUGUCCUCAACGUGGCCGCUGUCGCGGUCCAUGGAACUUUCGACCGUUUCCAGGGGCGUUCUCGACGCGUACCGGCGGACCCGCUGUCAACCCCUACCACCGGUACCUCCAUCCUAACCUCAUACAACUGCUUCAAGAACCCAGAUCUUGUGGUCUUCCCAAAAAAUUAA
This is a messenger RNA of Didymosphaeria variabile, 921 nucleotides long. RefSeq lists its product as uncharacterized. The transcript is spliced from 2 exons. The record is from RefSeq and is a predicted model, not a curated record. Bases 1 to 921 code for a protein of 306 amino acids. NCBI's taxonomy places the organism in Eukaryota, Fungi, Ascomycota, Dothideomycetes, Pleosporales, Didymosphaeriaceae.